Messenger RNA from Rhodotorula graminis WP1, 2310 nucleotides. RefSeq lists its product as uncharacterized. Gene Ontology annotation, molecular function: NAD+ synthase (glutamine-hydrolyzing) activity; glutaminase activity; ATP binding. NCBI's taxonomy places the organism in Eukaryota, Fungi, Basidiomycota, Microbotryomycetes, Sporidiobolales, Sporidiobolaceae. Bases 1 to 2310 code for a protein of 769 amino acids. The transcript is spliced from 15 exons. Gene Ontology annotation, biological process: NAD+ biosynthetic process. The record is from RefSeq and is a predicted model, not a curated record. Gene Ontology annotation, cellular component: cytoplasm.
AUGGGUGCGCACAGCUGUCCUGCACUCCCGUACCGACCACCGACUGAUCUUGGCCUUUGCCCCUCCCUCGCACCGCCCUUCCCCACCUCAUCGCGAUCCUCCUCGGUCGCCCAACUCUUUCCCCCUCGACCGCGUCAACGACCGCCAGCUGCGAGCGCACACCCUGCUGGCGGCCUCAUCACCGUCGCCACCUGCUCCCUCAACCAGCAUGCGCUCGACUUUGACGGCAACCUCGACCGCAUCCUCCGCUCCAUCAAGAUCGCAAAGGAGCGUGGCGCCAAGCUCCGCAUCGGUCCCGAGCUCGAGAUCACGCAAGUGCGUCCCUCUCUCUUCCGCGACACGCACCUUCACGCCUGGCAGGUCCUCGUCAAGAUCCUCGAGUGCGACGACGGCCUCGACAUGAUCGUCGACGUCGGCAUGCCCGUCGUCCACAAGAACGUCAUCUACAACUGCCGCAUCAUCAUCCACAACCGCAAGAUCCUCCUCAUCCGCCCCAAGAUGUGGCUCGCCAACGACGGCAACUACCGCGAGCUGCGGUGGUUCACGCCGUGGAUGAAGCACAAGCAGACCGAGGAGUUCUGGCUGCCCAAGAUGAUCGCCGACGUCACUGGCCAGGUCACGGUCCCGAUCGGCCAUGCUGUCGUCGCGACCCAGGACACGUGCAUCGGUGUCGAGAUGUGCGAGGAGCUCUUUACCCCGGCUGCACCGCACAUCGAGAUGGCGCUCGACGGCGUCGAGAUCUUUACCAACAGCUCGGGCAGCCACCACGAGUUGCGCAAGUUGCGCACCCGCAUCGACCUCAUCAAGGAGGCGACCCUCAAGUCGGGCGGCUUGUAUCUGUACGCCAACCAGCAGGGCUGCGACGGCGACCGCCUGUACUACGACGGCUGCUCGUUCAUCACGCUCAACGGCCAGGUCAUCGCCCAAGGGUCCCAGUUCUCGCUCAACGACGUCGAGGUCGUCACGGCGACGGUCGACCUGCAGCGCAUCCGCGCACACCGCACGUGGAGCAGUCGCAGCAUGCAGGCGGCCGGCAACCAGGAGGCGUUCGUGCGCACGAGGGCCGAGACCCGCCUCAGCACCGACCAGGACGAGGACCUCGUCGACGCCAUCGUCGACAAGGAGGGCGAGUUCCGCUACAACCUCCCCGAGGAGGAAAUCGCGUACGGGCCGGCGUGCUGGCUGUGGGAUUACCUUCGUCGGUCGGGCACGAGCGGCUACUUUGUCCCACUGAGCGGCGGCAUCGACUCGUGCGCGACAGCGACCAUCGUCUUCUCCAUGUGCCGCCUCGUCGCCAAGGCCGCCGCCGAGGGCAACGAGCAGGUCAUCUCGGACGCUCGGCGCAUCACGGGCGAGGACGCCGAGACGUCGACCUACGUCCCGAUCGACCCGCGCGAGUUCUGCGGCCGCAUCUUCCACACGUGCUACAUGGGCACCAAGAACUCGAGCAACGAGACUCGGCAAAGGGCCAAAGCCCUGGUCGAGGCCAUCGGCGCCUACCACGUCGACCUCAACAUGGACGCCUGCGUCGACGCGAUCCACACCCUGUUCACGCUCGUCACGGGCAAGAAGCCCGAGUACAAGGUGCACGGCGGCUCGCAGACCGAGAACUUGGCCCUGCAGAACAUCCAGGCCCGUCUGCGCAUGCUCCUCGCGUACCUGUUUGCGCAGCUCGUGCCCUGGGUCCGCGGCAAGAACGGCGCCCUCCUCGUCCUCGGCAGCGCCAACGUCGACGAAGCGCUGCGCGGCUACUACACCAAGUACGACUGCUCGGCGGCCGACGUCAACCCGAUCGGCGCCAUCUCCAAGGUCGACCUCAAGCGCUUCAUCGCCUGGGCGACCAAGGCUUUCGAGCUGCCUAUCCUCGACGACUUCCUGAACGCGACGCCGACCGCCGAGCUUGAGCCGAUCACGGGCGACUACGUUCAGUCGGACGAGGUUGACAUGGGCAUGACGUACGAGGAGCUGUCGAUCUUUGGUCGCCUCCGCAAGCAGGAGAAGAUGGGCCCGUACAGCAUGUUCACCAAGCUCACGACGCUCUGGGGCAGCAAGCUCACACCGACCGAGAUCGCCGAGAAGGUCAAGCGCUUCUUCUUCUUCUACGCGAUCAACCGGCACAAGAUGACGACGCUCACGCCAAGCUAUCACGCCGAGGCGUACUCGCCCGACGACAACCGCUUCGACAUGCGGCCCUUCCUCUACAACGCCAAGUUCGGCUGGCAGUUCCGCUCGAUCGACGCAAAGGCUGCGGCGAUGCCGGACCGUCGGCGCAAGGAGGACGGCGGCGAGGACGAGCAGAAGACCGCGUGA